CAUGGCAAAGAGCACCUCCGAGAUGGAACCACUUAAAUUCUGGUAUUUGAAUCAGCUCCUCCAUCGGCAGAAGACUCUUGGUCGAGACGGAACUCUGGGGCAACUCAUAAAUGCCAUAGGGGUGUUGAUGGUCGAUGCUCAGGAUUGUUACCAAGGACCAAUUGGUGGUAGUGAUGAACUUUUCAUAGAAAUUAUGAUAGUUGAUGGCUGUUUCAUUAUCGAGUUGUUCCGUAAAUUUGAUGGAAAACUAGUUCAACGAGACGACACCGACCCCGUAUUUAAUUUGUCAUUCAUGAUCACCCAUCUGACUGGAGAUUUGCUUUUGCUUGAGAACCAACUUCCUUGGUCUGUUCUCGAGAUCUUGUUCUUGCUAACCAUGGUUCCUGGAGAAGAAACCACUUCCCUUUCUGGUCUUGCCCUCCAAUUCUUUGGGAGCAUGAUGCUCUUGUCAAAAAAACCUGUGGCACAGAGUAGUACACUCAAAAACAUGCAUUUACUUGGCUUCAUACGCAACACUUUGAUUUCCCAGUUUAAGUUCGAGGAAGGAGCAGAUUACAGUGAAUGGGAUCCAAUUCCAUGUGCAACCAGUCUUGUAGACGCUGGAGUGAAGCUAAGGUUGGGCAAUGCUGACAACAUUUUAAACGUAAAGUUCGACAAUGGUAUAUUGGAAAUUCCGCCAGUGUUGAUUCAGGAGAACGCAGAGUCGCUAUUUCGAAACCUUAUUGCUCUCGAGCAGUGCGACAAAAUUUUUACCGAUCAAAUCAUCACAUCUUACGCUAUACUCCUGGAUUACCUCAUCAACACCAGCAAGGAUGUGGAUUUUCUCCAUCGGAAAGAAAUUCUACAAAAUGUCUUGGGCGCUCAAGACAUUGCUUCUUUCUUCCACAAGCUUUUCAAUGAUACCUUUAUCUGGAAUUUCUAUUAUAAAGGUCUUUCACAACAAGUGAAUGCAUAUUGUCGAAGGCGUUGGCCAAGGUGGAAAGUAAGCUUGAAGCGUAAUUAUCUCAACACUCCAUGGGCCAUCCUUUCGAUCGUUGCUGCUGUUGUGCUGCUCAUACUCACCUUCUUACAGACCUUGUAUACCAUCGUUAAUUAAUGGGCAAAUUUCUUAAACUAUCC
This is a messenger RNA of Nelumbo nucifera (sacred lotus), 1119 nucleotides long. RefSeq names its product UPF0481 protein At3g47200-like. Lineage: Eukaryota; Viridiplantae; Streptophyta; Magnoliopsida; Proteales; Nelumbonaceae. The record is from RefSeq and is a predicted model, not a curated record.